Rhinocladiella mackenziei CBS 650.93 is the source of this 417-nucleotide messenger RNA. RefSeq lists its product as uncharacterized. Gene Ontology annotation, biological process: mitochondrial respiratory chain complex IV assembly. Bases 1 to 417 code for a protein of 138 amino acids. Gene Ontology annotation, cellular component: mitochondrial inner membrane. The record is from RefSeq and is a predicted model, not a curated record. The transcript has a single exon. NCBI's taxonomy places the organism in Eukaryota, Fungi, Ascomycota, Eurotiomycetes, Chaetothyriales, Herpotrichiellaceae.
AUGCCCACUUUCCCAUCGAAGCGAUUCCGGGGCUCUGCCGCAGCAAACAACCUGUCCGAGCGGAUUGCCGCUGCCUAUCGUCGUAAAUUGGCACAAAACCCCUUCCUAUUCUUCGGAUUGCCUUUCAUGACAAUCAUGGUCGCAUCCUCAUUCCUCCUUACACCGGCUACUGCAUUGAGAUACGAGCAGCACGAUCGCAAACACAAAAAGUUGACCGACCAAGAAACGUUAGAACUGGGAUUAAAAGGUGGGCCGCAGGGCGACGGAACUGUGACAUACAACCCUCGGCGGAGAAAGGUGUUGAAAGGAGAAUUGAAUGAACGAGACGAGUACUACAGAUUGAUGGCCAAAGAUCUAGACAAUUGGGAGCAAAAACGAGUAGAACGAUGGAAGGGCGAGCCUGACGGGAGACUGUGA